AUGAUCCAGAACAUAGUUCAGUUCUGCGGCUUGGCUAAUGAAGAUCCAAACACUCACAUUGCCAACUUCUUGGAGAUAUGCGACACAUUCAAGCACAAUGGAGUUAGUGAUGAUGCUGUGAGGCUCAAAUUAUUUCCAUUGUCGUUGAAGGACAAGGCCAAGACUUGGCUGAACUCUCUACAAGCUAGAUCGAUCUCUACUUGGGAUGAAAUGGCCAGUCCCUUCCUAUCAAAGUAUUUCCCUCCAUCCAAGACUGCAAAGAUGCGGAAUGAUAUCACCACUUUCUCUCAGCAGGACGGAGAAUCAUUAUAUGAAUCAUGGGAGCGCUACAAGGAAUUACUGAAGAAGGUCCCUCAUCAUGGACUUCCCGUUUUACUCCAAGUUCAGACGUUCUACAAUGGUUUAACUGAAGCAAACAAGACCAUUAUGGACGCUGCAGCUGGGGGAUCCAUUAAUAACAAGACCCCUAAAGUUGCCCAUGCACUUAUUGAGGAAAUGGCUGCAAAUAAUUAUCAGUGUCAUUCCGAGAGAGCCCAAGUUAGGAGACAACCCGACCUUCACAAUGUAGACACCUAUAUAGCACUAUUUGCACAAAUCAGCGCCCUCAGCAAGAAGAUCGAUGAAAUGCAGUUGGCAACCAUGCAUGUUCACGCCGUAGCCUGUGAAUGGUGUGGGGGAGGUCAUAUCAGCACCGAAUGCCAAGUUGGAAAUCAGUUCAUGCAGUCCCCUGAGCAAGUAGAUUUCGUAGGGAAUUUGCAAAGGCAGCAAGGCAAUCACUAUCCUCGUGCCUUUAACCCCGGAUGGAGGAAUCACCCCAAUCUGUCUUGGUCAGAUCAAAAUGUGGUGAAACCCCUCCCUCAAAACUUCACUCAGCUAGAAAAGAAAUCUAAUCUAGAGGAGCUAAUGACCAAGUUCAUAUCAAGUGCGGAAACAAGAUUUCAAAAUCAAGAGGCAUCGAUCAAGAAUUUGGAGACUCAAGUGGGGCAGUUGGCACAAAUUCUAUCCUCUAGAGUUCAAGGUACCUUGCCCAGCAAUACAGAAGCGAAUCCAAGAGAACAAGUGCAAGCCAUUACCUUGAGGAGUGGUAAGGAGCUGCAAGAGGUGGAGAAGAAAUAA
Molecule: messenger RNA, 1116 nt
Organism: Nelumbo nucifera (sacred lotus)
Lineage: Eukaryota; Viridiplantae; Streptophyta; Magnoliopsida; Proteales; Nelumbonaceae
Source: RefSeq, a predicted model, not a curated record